Megalobrama amblycephala (Wuchang bream) is the source of this 2944-nucleotide messenger RNA. It is a transcript of the gene cysltr2a, whose product is annotated as cysteinyl leukotriene receptor 2a. The record is from RefSeq and is a predicted model, not a curated record. Gene Ontology annotation, biological process: G protein-coupled receptor signaling pathway. Gene Ontology annotation, cellular component: plasma membrane. The transcript is spliced from 2 exons. The coding region runs from base 1092 to 2123 and encodes 343 amino acids. Lineage: Eukaryota; Metazoa; Chordata; Actinopteri; Cypriniformes; Xenocyprididae. Gene Ontology annotation, molecular function: G protein-coupled receptor activity.
UAAAGAAAAAUUAAGUGUCCUGGGUUUUUUUUGUUUGUUUGUUUGUUUUUUUUCAAAGAAGACAGUGGCACCUUUGCCUGUCUCUUGUUGCCACAAACUGAGACUGUAGCCAUAGCACAUGGUGCUAAAAUGAUCAAUCAAACUCUGUUUAGGCAAGUGUCGGCAGAUUUAUUCCCUACUGGAAUGCUGCUUGUCAGGAAGUGGUAAGCUCAUAAAUGUCUUGCUAGUGUUGUUUGUUUGAAGUUCAGAGAAUCAUGUCUUUGCAGAGACUUUAUUUUUACUCUCAAAUCAUUUUUGCAUCCCUUGCUUCCCAAUAAUUUAUUUCAUAGGUGCGUCACUCGUUUUAAUUCUUCAGUAUGAUCGUGACACAAAUACUGGAACAUGUUUGUACGUUCAAUGCAGUUCAUUUAAAUUUCCCCAGCACAUAAUUUAUGGGUUUUAAUGUACCGCUGUCGUCACAGACGCUCAUUCACAAAGGCUCUGCUUUGUCAGCAGUGGCUUCUUUUAAAAGGUUAUCAGUACAUCUUCAUCAGAAGUGCUUGUGAUCAAAGAGAAAAUUUAGGGCAGCACAAUUGGGUGGCUCAAAUUACAUAGUACCAGUGGAACUGAAUAAAGGUGGUGGUAAAAAUGCACAUCUUCAUAAGCUGUUGUGGUUUAAAGCUGACGCGUGCAAAGCACAAUAACCAGUGUUUUAGUGCUUUGCAUCUAAAUUGCCCUUGUCACUUUACAAAUAGGGAUAAGCUUAGGACUUUGGACCUUUUCAUAGAUACCUUUCGUGUAUAUCGAGACAUAUUAUUCAAAACACUUUGAAACUAAAGAAUUUGAAAGAACUUCCGUACUAAACAAUGCAUGGAACAAGUGCUGUUAUAGUAUGGUUGUUGUUGUUCUUAGAGAAGGAAAUGAAUCCGUCCAUUUGAACUGAUUAAAGUGAUGAUGGGGAGGUUGUUCUUGGGACAUCCUCCGCCUACUGUGUUUUGUACCUCAUACCUCCUCCAGUAGCUGACAAUGCUGUGCUGGCUUGGCUAGUGACGAAACUGAGCGCUUUUGAAAGACCUGAUUUCACCACUUCACACUGCAGAAAAGGGAAGGACAUGAAUGCGUCUUCUCCAGAUUUCAGGGAAAACGUCUCCUGUUUAAUCUCCAAUAACACCGAUAACUUCAAACGCCUAGUGUACCCUGCAGCGUACAUAUUCAUUUUUGUCCUGGGACUUGCCGGUCACUCUUUAUCUAUCUGCGUCUUCUUCAGCCAAUGGAGGACCCAGAAGAGUUUAACUCCAGUCAGCCUGUUAAUGGUGAACCUGUUGGUGUCAGACCUGAUGCUGGUGUGCUCUUUGCCCUUCAGGAUCACUUACUAUGUGCUGAACUCUCAAUGGCUGUUUGGUCAAGUCGCCUGUCGACUCAUCUUGUACGUGUUUUAUCUCAAUAUGUACAGCUCUGUGUAUUUCCUAGUUGCCCUGAAUGUCUUGCGUUACCUGGCACUGGCGCGGCCGUACCUGUACAUACGCAUACAGACCCACUACGUCACGGGUAUCUUGUGUGGGCUCAUUUGGGUCUUGAUGGGUUUAGCCUGCAGUCCGCUGUUGUUCUCUAAGAAAAGUGAUGAUAAGAACAGUUCUCGAUGCUUGGAUUUGGCAGUGAACAGCGUGGACCAGUUGCUCCUUAUCAACAACGUUACGUUUCCAGUGGGCUUUGUAGUGCCCUUGGUGGUCAUCCUUUUCUGCUCUGUUUUUGUCGCAAAGAAUCUUUUGAGACCUAGUCCUGCGCUCGGUAGGACCAGACCUUGCAGGAAGAAGGCAUGCGCUCUGGUCAUCAUCAGCCUUGGGAUCUUUCUGGUGUGCUUUUUACCUUAUCACAUAGUGCGGACGAUCUUCUUAUCAGCUGAGAAGCAAGUCAAGAUGAAUGGAUACGGAGACUCAUGUGACUUUAUUUUGGUAGUCCGUAGGGCUGCCGUCGUAGCGCAUUGUUUGUGCACGGCUAACAGUUGUCUGGACCCUAUUCUUUUCUUCUUCGUUGGGGAAAAUUCCAGAUCUUUCUUCUCUAAAUGGACAGGAGGAAGAAAAAAUAGCGCCUUUGCUGCAGGGAGAAACCCAGAGCAGGAAGAGUUACAAAUAUUGCAGAAGUAAAUGAAACGAGGCUAAACAGAUAACAAAGAAGAGACCAGAAGUACCUCAUUCUUUUGGGUACUUCAUAAAUAGAUGUAUAAAAGGUCAUGUUUUGACUGACAGGCCUUUAUGGGCAUUUAAACUGACGGUGUUUAUAGGAAUAUUCUGGGUUCAUUGCAAGUUAAAUUUGAUUACCACAUCAAUUCAUUUUGACUUCAUUUGACAUUUUGACAUUUCUUUGGGACAAAUCUUCUGGGUUAUAAUGAGGCAAUGGAAGUUAAUUAGGCUAAUUUAACUAUAAUGUUAAAAAAUAGGUUUCUCACUGUUCUGGUAGUAUAGUCACAGGAUGUAAACAACAUGCAUGUGAACAUGAUUUUAGUGUGUGUAAAAAAUACUUAUUAACCUUUUCUGCGUAAAGAUAAAUUGAAUUGAUAAGACUUGAUAAGAAUUGAAUUGAUAAGACUUGUAUUUAUGGUCAAGAAAUUGACCAUAAAAGUUACAGGAACAACCUGACAGCUCAAAUAGGUUUUAACAAGAAUAAAAGUGCUUUAUAAAAUUUAAAGCUUUAAAUUCUCCAAAAAUUGGCCCCAUGUACUUCUACUACUAUGGUACAUUCAAGUCAUGUAAAAAGCAAUUGCUCUGUAAUUACGACUUGUCUGCUCGCAAAUACGAAUUUCGAGGAGAACUUGAACGUACCUUAACUGUCCUUACCAUAACCAUAAUAAAAAAAAAAUUUGGGGUGAUAAUCAACAGUGUUGGGGGUAAUGCAUUACAAGUAACUUGAGUUACAUAAUCAAAUUACUUUUUCAAGUAACUAGUAAAGUAAUGUUUUACUUUUUCAG